Messenger RNA from Schistosoma turkestanicum, 2373 nucleotides. The record is from the annotation of a GenBank genome assembly. Lineage: Eukaryota; Metazoa; Platyhelminthes; Trematoda; Strigeidida; Schistosomatidae.
AUGAAAGUAACAAUGUCAAACGAUUCUGUUAAUAACAUCUCAUCGAUCAAGUAUAUUAGGAAAAUAAAAUUAACAAUGGAGUUAUAUUCUGGUCGAGUAUUUUAUUCCGCACAGAAACUAAAAGGUCAUGAAACUUAUAUUUAUGGAGAUCAUAAACCAGGAAUUGGUGGAGACAAACUACCAGGACAAAGAAUCGAGGCACCAACCAGUGUUUAUCCACCUGGAGUAGGCAGUAAACUACCUCCGUGGCUGGCAUUCGACAAACAGGCCUUAUCUUUUGAUGCCUAUUUCCAAGAAUCUGUUAAUGAAAGACGUGAAGAACAAUAUCGUAUUAGAAGAUGCAAAAUCUUAUUUUAUCCAGAAGAUGAUACUAUUCAGGUAGAUGAACCACGAAUUGCAAACACUGGAAUGGCACAGGGAACAAUCAUCAAGCGACAUCGUAUUCCCAAACCUAAGCCAAAUGAUCAUCUCUAUUAUACAGUACAUGACUUCAAUGUGGGGACAGAAUUUACAGCUUAUGGAAAAACAUUUCGUAUUGUUUCUUGUGAUCAUUUUACGGCAAAUUUUCUACGUAAACUCGGUGUAACAUUAGGCGCACCGGAACCUAUACCAGAUGAUCCUUACAGUAUGCAUCGUAAAGCUUUUACUGAGAGUAUGCAACCACGUAGACCAUAUGAAAGAAUGGAUAAACUUCGUCAAUUUCUUGAUCAUGAUCGUCAUGUUUUGAGAUUUUUCUGCUUUUGGGAUGAUACAGACUCACUUUAUGGUGAUCCUAGAGAAAUGGUAUUGAAUUAUUACUUAGCUGAUGAUACAAUUGAAAUACGUGAAGUUAUGUCGGACAAUUCAGGUCGUGAUGCUGCACCAUGCUUUUUACGUCGUCAAAAACUACCACGUACAGUCUCACCUAUACCGUUACCUGGUGUAGUCACUGAUAGAACACUGUUAAAUGUAUCUUUUCAAUCACAAAAAGCUGAACAUUAUAUACUUGAUAGUUUAAAGCUGGGUGCACCUAAAGAAAAUUUCUACAAAGAUUAUGAUUUAAGAAUCGGUGCAAAUAUUAAUGUUUACGGGAGGAAAUUUUUAAUUUGUGACUGUGAUGAAUUUACCAAAGAGUAUUAUCGUGUAAAGUAUGGUAUAGAAGAUUUCACUCCAGUUAAGCCAAAACUUCCAGAACAACUUGUCACAAUGAAACGUGAAAUUCCACCACAUAAUGGUUGGGGCACUGAAGAAGAUUCAUUAACCAAUUGUUUUAGUUUAAUACCAAAAGCACACAAUUCGAAUUUUAAAAAAUUCAUGGAAUUCGAUCGUCAAGGUUUCGAAUCACAUGUGUUACGUUUUGCUGGUAAACUAUUGUCUGGUCUAAUGGUAGAUCGUGAUCGUCAAUUUGUGAUUAGUUAUCAUUUGUCAGAUGAUACUAUUUCGAUUUUUGAACAACAUGAAAAUAAUUCAGGUUUCAAAGGUGGUCUAUUCUUAGAUCGAAAACGUGUAAAAAAACCUGACAGUAAAUUAUUUGAUGAAAAACCAAUAGAAUAUUAUAAACCAACAGAUUUUUAUGUUGGUGCUAUAUUAGAUUUGAAUAAUUUUCUAUUUGAAUUAAUUGAAGCGGAUGAGUAUACAUUAGAUUUUAUGGAAAAGCAUAAAACACAAUUUAAACAAUCUGAUUGUCAAUUCAUAAUGAAUAAAUUAAAAACAUUAUUGAAUCGUGAAGUGUGUGAUGCAAAUGUUCAAUAUGCUAUGAGGCAAGAUCCAUUUGAUACUGGAUCAUUUGAUAUAGGUCAAAUGAGAAUUUUAAUUAAUCAAUUAACUGGUCAAGAGAAUGUAAUAACCAAUCAUGAACUCGGGACAUUAGCAAGACAUUAUGGUGUUAUACCGCCUAAACCAAUACGACAUGAAAUUAUAUUUGGGAUUGCACAACAAACACUACGUAGAAAAGGAUUUGAAGAUUUUCCUAGUUUACUGCUUGCCUGUCGUCAACAAGAUAUCAACAAAACCGGUGAACUGGACCGGUUGGCAAUAAGGCGUGUAUGUGUAGUGCAUCGCCUACCGUUACCUGAUGAUAUGUUGAAUUCACUUAUGAAUUGCUCAAUCAAUCAAAAUAAUCUUAUACCAUAUGAACAAUUCAUUAAUCAACUGAACUGGAAAGAUUUUGGCACUAUGGAACAACAAUUAUCGUCAUCAGCAGCAUCAACGAUUCACGCACCAACAGAUUAUGUUGGCAAUAUUGAUGUGGAUUGGUUACCGAUCAGUCAAGGUGAUGGACCGAAAUCACUUGGUCUUAGUACAAAACCCAAAAUAAAUAGAAUCAAUUAUAAACAAUUCAUCAAUGAUUUAUAUGAACGAGUUGUAUUCCCUGAAAAACAACCAUUUCAAUGA